Molecule: messenger RNA, 3921 nt
Organism: Macrosteles quadrilineatus (aster leafhopper)
Lineage: Eukaryota; Metazoa; Arthropoda; Insecta; Hemiptera; Cicadellidae
Exons: 15
Coding region: 364-3000 (878 amino acids)
Biological process (GO): macroautophagy
Cellular component (GO): phagophore assembly site
Molecular function (GO): ubiquitin binding
Source: RefSeq, a predicted model, not a curated record
AGUCGUCGUAGAUCGUCGAUCGUGUUGCGACUGUGAAAGUGUGAUUUUGAUUUUUGAUUAAUAGGAACUUAGCAACACCGGUUUACUUUUUAUAAUCAAUAACUUAUCCUCUAAUCUUUAUAGGCCACAAACCCUUCUGUGUACUAGAACUAUUGUUAUAUUAGGGCAUAUAAAUAUCGCAAUUUCAUUACAGUAGGAACCGCUUUAAGUUGACUUUCUUUGUCUAAAGACGCCUCAAUCAAGAUUGCAACAGCAGCCCUUGUCGGUAGAAAGUUCAAAGAUAACGCAACAUACGAUCAUUGACUGACCUGGCUUCUUGGAUUUUCUGACUAAUCAAGUUGGAUUUGGUUUAGUUUGACUAAAAUGUCGGACCAAUACGUCUUUGAAUUGUGUUAUAAACGACAAGGAAGGAGCCCUGAUGAAAAAGAAACUCAAUUCGUGAUAAUUGAUGGCUCUUCAAUGGCAGAUUUCUGCAGACUGAAGGAAGACUUGGGAAUGUGUAUGGCAGAGCCGUUUACAGUGCAGUACAUUGACGAUGAGAAUGAUGUUAUUUCAAUUGAUACAGAAGAGGAGUUUCAAGAGUUUGCAAAGAUAGCCAAGAAGCGUUGCUCUCGUGGAAUGCUUAUGCGGCUCAUCUUGAACUCGAACACACAAGCUCCCACACCACCAGAAGGAAGGAAGAAGGUGCAGUUCUCGAAUAGCCAGAGACAUGCAAACAGAGAGUCCUCCGCGAAGACGCCCAAAACAGUCUCUGAGAAACCCAUUCGGGACCCACAGGAUAUGCUGAAAUUCAAACAACAAUUCAUAGCAGAGGUGAAGAGAGAAAUUCUGUCUGAACUCAGAGGUGCAGAAGGAGCACAGGCUGGUUCAUCCAACAUCAACACAUAUGUGUUUAAAGCCAGCGGCAGCAGGGACAGUAGCCGAAUGGAAGUAGACUCCAAGGAAACAGAAUAUGAAGAAGAUUCUGAUUUUCUCUGUCCUCCAGAGAAGAACUCUAGGAAAACCAAGCUGAUGCAUCACAGCCAGAAGAAGCUUGAGAAGAAGGAUAAACUGAUCGAAUCAAAGAUCGAUCAGAGAUUGGAAAAACUAGAGAUGAAGAGGAAAAAACUGAUGGACAAGGUCAAUCAGAAGAUGACUCCGUCAAAGUUCCUGGGCUACCAAAUGUCCCAGCCAAUGAUCUUCAGCGCCAUCGCGACCCAGGAGACUACGAAGAUCGACCAGCCUGUGACUGCCUCGGAGAUGUUUUCUCACACCUGGACCAUCGUCAACGAUGGCACCGUGUCCCUGAACAAUGUUGCACUGCGUCACACUUACAGCUCUCCUGGGCUUGAGCCCAAGGAUCUUGUUCUCAAGUUGACUCCUUUGCAACCAAAUGAGACUUGCAACAUUGUGGCCAAGUUCAGGGCUCCAAAAACUCGAGGCAUUACGUUCAUCUCCUACUGGCAUUUAUUCCGUCUGGUUGACGCUCAGUGGCAAGAGUUUGGGCAUUAUGUCUCGGUAACUGGGACCACUGAAUCUUCUGUUGGAGAUACUGCAAGUAACGACCUGACAGUAACCAACAAAAAGCCCCUAGAGGAGAAUCCAAUCGAUAUGGUUGGAAUCGUGGAGGAGGAAACGAACGUAAGACUGAAACAGCAGAUGGAGCAACUGCAGGCAACCCUGGCGUCCACGGAGAUUGCGGCAGAGAUGGCACAGAAGGCGGCCAGACUUUUGGCACGAGCUGCAGAGAGCAACAAAGGCAAGUCUCAGAGCGGAGCCUCCACAACCACCACUCCCUCCACAUCUGCACCUCAGCCGGAGAGAAACUGCCAAAUACCGGCUAUCAACCGUGCAGAACUGUUGGCAUCGCUGACGCACGCACAAAACCGUCAACGAACUGAGAGCAGGACCAACGCUAGGCAGUGUGCUGUGCCCGUCUGCGACAGGCAGAAAUUGCUGAAACGCUUGAUGACACUUCAGGCAGAUACAGAUUUGGAGCAAGCAGCUGUCAAAGUGCAGCAGUUGAACCUGGUGGAGAGUGAGUCAGACACGGACACAAACAUGGAGACUGGUGAAGACACAGACCGUGGCUUUGUCAUGGUAAACAUGACCACAGAGCAGACUAGUCCUGAGGGGACCCAAGGUGAGCUUAAGGAGGAUAAUACAGCUGCUUCUGAGACUGUUAACCCUGAAGAAGCACAGCCAGAACCUCAGCGUACCCCUUUCGUACAAUCGCAGCAGCCGCAUUUGGGAUUUUGGCACCAGGUCCCACUAGGUUCAGAUUAUCCUAGACCUAUGUUCUAUCCCCUCCACGCGAGACCCCACAAUGUCUACAAUUCGCCAGUGUUUUCCGAAAUACCCCUUCGCCCUGCCAACAACCUAGGGGUUGUUUUCCCCCCUCCUAUGAACUAUCACAACACAUGGAUGCCUCCCCCGCCUGUACCUCUUCACCCAUUUGUUCCUCUUCCCCAAACAAUGACUCCUCUGGCCUCGCACCCCUUGCCAGUGACUCUGCAACCAGUCACACAAUCACCAGCUACUGCGCAAACCACUGUUACUCCGACUGAGGCUGCAGAUAUAACAGCACCAGAAAACGCAGAUAUAACAGCACCAGAAAACCCUGCUGCGACUGUGCCAACUACGGCUGAAGUUGAACAGGAGCAGCAGCAAGAACCUCAGACAGACGCUGCAACUCCCAAUCCAGAAGAGGAAACCCAAACCCAAGCCCAAACAUCCAACCCGGUCCAGAUCCUGCCUCAGUCGCUGGUGGAUGGGGCUAUCAACGUAGCCGCCACUGCCUACUCCACAGCCUGGAACGCCCUCAACAACCUUCGUCCAAAAGAGGGAGAAGCUGCGGAGUUUGACCCAGUGUUUGAGAACAACAUGGCUGUGUUGGUGGAGAUGGGGUUCAACAACCUUGAGCGCAAUGCCCGUCUUCUCAAGCGCUUCAACAAUGAUAUAAGCCAAGUGAUCGGAGUCAUCUGCUCCACUGGCGGGGGCCACGACUUGAACAUUGAUUAAGCAACAAUCCACGAUAUAUUUUAACACACAACGUAUUCUUUCAUGUAAUUUUAAGUAACAUAUAGUCCUAUUGUUUAAGUACUUGUAUAACUGAAGUUGUUUAUAAGAUUGUCUGUGGUGAUGGCGAUUUCCGAGUUAAUUAUUUUUCCAUUAGACAAACGCUUCUGUGGUCUUUAGUGAGUUUUAUGUGAUACUGGUUAAUGUUGUAAAACAUGGCUGUGGCGAGGAAUUUUGUCUUAGUGUUUUGUCACAUUUUUGGGGUAGAGAAUUGUUUCUAAAGUUAUGGGAUUAAGCUUUUGCAUUUACGUAGUGUCAAUGAUGUAAUUACCGUUUCCUCGCAUUACUUUUAUGGUUUAAGUCUGUGUAGCAUUUAUUUGUUCUCUUGGUUAAUUUCAUACCUCUGUUAUUUUUUCAGACUAUUAAUCACCUUAUUUAAUCCAAGGGCAUUAGUGUCACUCGUAUAAUUGGUGGAUUUGAAUACUAUUCAUCAAACUGAUAUAUUAUUCAGUUGUUAUCCAUUGUAUUGCAAUAUAUUGUUUGUGUUAAGUAGUUAAGAGUUUAGCUAGAGUUUAUCUAUAUAGGGUGUUUUUUUUUCUAUUUUAAUAUGUUAUCAAGUUAACUUUAAUUAUUAAAAUGUUUAGCUAUUCAACAUUGUAACUUGUUGUAAGAAUCAAAUAAUUUGCAAAUUAAAUAUUUUUUUAAAUUAGACCCAUUAUGCUUUGAAGAAAACAAUAUUUUUCCAAAAAGAUGUAAUGUUACAUACAAGAUGUUACUUAAGAGUUUUUAACCUUUAUUAAAAUAAAACGAAAUACUACAAAGGAUAUUAUGUAAAUAAAGCUUCAUUAUCAAAAAAAAUUUGGUCCUGCGUUCAAGUGUAUGCACAUGUAGCAUUUUAAUCAAGUGUAUAAAAUAAAACUGUUA